Lepisosteus oculatus (spotted gar) is the source of this 1608-nucleotide messenger RNA. Its product is annotated as histone H2A.Z. Gene Ontology annotation, cellular component: nucleosome; chromatin. Gene Ontology annotation, biological process: heterochromatin formation. The record is from RefSeq and is a predicted model, not a curated record. NCBI's taxonomy places the organism in Eukaryota, Metazoa, Chordata, Actinopteri, Semionotiformes, Lepisosteidae. Gene Ontology annotation, molecular function: structural constituent of chromatin; DNA binding; protein heterodimerization activity.
UUGCAUAUAACAGAGAGAAGGCGGGAUAUGAGUUUAAAUCAGGCAGAGAGAGGAGAGUGGUGGUAGCAGCGCGCAUAUUUUGUCAUUGUAGUUACUGACUGGAAUAAAAUGGCUGGAGGGAAAGCAGGGAAGGACUCCGGAAAGACCAAGACAAAGGCUGUUUCGCGCUCGCAGAGAGCCGGGCUGCAGUUUCCAGUGGGUCGUAUUCACCGGCAUCUGAAAUCCAGGACCACGAGCCACGGGCGUGUGGGGGCCACCGCAGCGGUGUACAGCGCGGCCAUUCUGGAGUACCUGACCGCCGAGGUUCUGGAGCUGGCAGGAAAUGCGUCUAAAGACCUGAAAGUAAAGCGCAUCACUCCGCGUCACUUGCAGCUGGCGAUUCGAGGGGACGAGGAGUUGGACUCGCUCAUUAAGGCGACCAUCGCGGGUGGUGGUGUUAUCCCUCACAUCCACAAGUCGCUGAUUGGGAAGAAGGGACAGCAGAAAACUGUAUAAUUCAAGCUGACGCUGGCCAAGCUAUCUCAGGACUAAUGGUUUAAAGGGUUGUUCUUAAAGAGCAUGAGACUUGUUCCGCUUUGUAUUAGACUUUUUAAAUUGUUUUGAGCUUUGCAUAUUCUCAUUUCUGAGGUAUUUUAAAUACAUUGGCUUCAAAGAAGCCUGAUUUAUUUUAAUACUAGGUUGAGGUACUGCAGCAGUAUUGUUUCCUAUUUAAUGUGUGAUCCAGGAACUGAUUUGUUCUGUUAAAUUUAAAAUCCGCUUUAUAUGAUUGAAGUUUUGUCCUGGAAUAAAGUUAAAGUAUUGACUGCUUUGUUUCCAAUGCUAUAAAGCGUUAUGAUUUUGGUGAAUUUGGAAAUGCAUGUUUUGAAGUACAGUAUAUUAAGUAGUUUGAAGUACUUGGCAGCACAUGUUUAAGAUAUUGUAUCUCCAAAUAUCCACCUGCAUAAGAAUUAUCAGUUGAUCAGUUUUGUGUGUAACCACACUAGUUCCUGUUUCUAGCUGAGAAACCUACCUAAAAUGUUUUUUUUUCCUAUGGUUUUGACUUGCACAGUCCACCAUGGGAGAUCAGAUUAUCUGAGCAGCUGUACAGGAGUCUUGAAAUAUUAAAUACACUGGUAUUUGAAUAAUGGUAGGCUGUAUGUAUUGACUAAAUUGACACCAGUUUCUCAAUGGGGUGUUUACAAAGAAAGCUUACUAUAAAAAUCCUGUGAAAUAUUUGGACUAUCUUGUCCUAAUGUUUGGUUAAAUGGUCUGUGGUAAUAUUGACUUAAGUAUGCAUCAACUCCUUACAAAGAAAUGCAUAAAAAGCUCAGGUCACUUUUAAAGUUAAUGUUCUGCAAUUGUUUAAAUUCUGUUUUCACCUGUUAAAUGUCUGACUUUCCAUCAACUGUAUGUUCCAGGUUAAUUAAAUACUAAUCAAAUGGCUUAGAGCUCAGCUGGAACAAACUUGGGCUGGGUGUUAGAAAUCUGUAUUAGCAGUGUCAGCAUGUCUGCAAUGUUGAGUAGUUAAGACUGCACUUUGAAAGCUAAGAUUAUGGAUGGGAUGUUGCCAUUUUAUCCUUAAGCAGGGUACUUCACUCAAAUUGUUCCAAUAAAUGCCUUGUUCUAGAA